AUGAAGGGUCGGGUAGCUUUUGCACUGAGCGCAGUCGCUUCAUCUGCCUUGGCCUCUGUGAUCCCGCAACAGCAAGUAUUGACGAAUCCGCAAAUUCAUCAUGCGGAAGAGAAAUAUCUAAUCGAGCUGGCCCCUUAUCGGACACGAUGGGUGACGGAAGAGGAAAAAUGGGCGCUUAAGUUGGACAGCGUAAAUUUCAUUGAUAUCACUGCGGAGCGGAAUACCGGUGUCUAUUCUAGUCUAGACGCUGCUCCUACCGUUUCUUACCCACCGAAGAUGGAACAUUCCGAGCAAGUCUCCGCGCUUUCGCAGCGCCUGUCUAAGGACAAUAUGAAGAGCAACUUGGAAAAAUUCACUUCAUUCUACACUCGAUACUAUAAGUCCCAAACGGGGGUGGAGUCAGCGCAGUGGCUCUUCGACCAAAUCCACCAGGUGCUUGCGGAUUCGGGCGCCACCGACCACGGGGCUACCGUCAACAAAUUCGCCCACUCAUGGGGCCAGUUCAGUAUCAUUGCUCGCAUCCCCGGCCAGACCAACAGGACUGUCGUGCUGGGCGCCCAUCAGGACAGCAUCAAUCUGUUUCUCCCCUCCCUCCUGGCUGCGCCAGGUGCUGAUGAUGAUGGCAGUGGAACUGUCACUAUCCUGGAGUCCAUGCGUACUCUGCUGCAGUCAGACGACAUGGUUCAAGGGAACGCGCUCAACACGGUCGAGUUUCACUGGUACUCAGCCGAGGAGGGCGGCAUGCUGGGCUCCCAGCAGAUCUUCUCCAAAUAUAAAGACUACAAGCGGGAUGUCAAGGCCAUGCUUCAGCAGGACAUGACGGGCUACACUAAGGGGGCUCUUAGCGCUGGUCGGGAAGAAGCCAUCGGGGUCAUGGUCGACUAUGUCGACCAGGGACUGACCACAUUCAUGAAGAAUGUCAUCACCGAAUAUUGCGAUAUUGGAUUUAUAGAGACAAAGUGUGGCUACGCCUGCUCGGACCACACCUCAGCUACACCGAACCAAUAUUCCGAAUCCGGACCAUCCUACGUCACAAUGGAGUUGACUAAACCCUACGGGAAAGAGCUGCAGAUCGCCUGUCUAGCUGUCCAGCGAGCUACGCUUCUGACCAAGGAAGUGCUCCGGGCGGUAGACAAGGGCAGCCUCGACAAAAGCGACUCGAGCCCGGUCACCAUCGCUGAUUUUGCCGCCCAGGCACUGAUCAUCGCCGCUGUGCAUCGGAAUUUUCCCCAAGACACCUUUGUGGGCGAGGAGGAUGCGACGGCCCUCCGGAACAAUCAGAACCUUCUCGAAAGAACCUGGCAGCUGGUCUCCUCGGUCCAUCUCGACGACCCCGAGAGUGAAGCGCUGUUAUAUACCCCAGCCACCAGGGAAGAGAUGCUCCAGCUGAUUGACCUGGGCGCCCAGGGCAGCUGUGCCCGACAGGGUCGCACCUGGGUUCUGGAUCCUGUGGACGGCACGGCGACCUUCAUACAAGGGCAGCAGUACGCCGUAUGUCUUUCGCUGGUGGAAGACGGGUGCCAACGGCUGGGCGUCACGGGCUGUCCCAACCUGAACAUCGACGCGGGACGGAUACAGGAGGACGUUGUGGAUCGAGAGGGCUACGGCUACCAGGUGUAUGCUGUUGCCGGAGAAGGCGCGUUCCUCCGUAAGAUGGGCAGGGGGACUUUACUCCCGUCUACACGCAUCGAGCCCAAGCAGCAGAUUACCGAACCCCAGGAUGUUGUGUUGGUGGAUUGCAUGGCAGCCGAGUCGACCGACUUCAACAAGCAUAGCCGUUUUGCGUCUCUCAUCGGCGCACCCUGGCCCCCUACGACGGAUCUCUGGGCUACACAACUGCGGUACAUUGCGAUCGCCGUUACGGGCUGUAAUUGUUUGGUGAAGUUGCCGCGCAAGCCCACCUACCGAUCGAAGAUUUGGGACCAUUCGGGCGGGAUGCUGAUCGCCCAGGAACUAGGGUGUGUCGUGAGCGAUCUUGCAGGGAACCCGGUUGACUGCGGGCUGGGAAGAUCCCUGGAGGGAUGCUACGGUAUGGUCGUUGCGCCCGCUUCUAUCCACGGGCGUCUGGUCGAGGCAGUGAAACGUAUUCUUUAA
Molecule: messenger RNA, 2094 nt
Organism: Aspergillus candidus
Lineage: Eukaryota; Fungi; Ascomycota; Eurotiomycetes; Eurotiales; Aspergillaceae
Product: carbohydrate phosphatase
Exons: 4
Coding region: 1-2094 (697 amino acids)
Biological process (GO): sulfate assimilation
Molecular function (GO): 3'(2'),5'-bisphosphate nucleotidase activity
Source: RefSeq, a predicted model, not a curated record